AUGUCAAAAUCAUCCUCUUCUUCUUCCUCUACCACACCAAAAGAAACACAUGAAGUGUUCCUUAGUUUCAGAGGCGACGAUACUCGCAAGAAAUUCACAAGCCAUCUCAAUAGUGCACUAAGAAGGUUAGAUAUAAAGACCUAUAUCGACGACAAUCUAGAAAGAGGAGAUGAAAUAUCACACGCGCUUCUCAAAGCGAUUGAGGAAGCGAAACUAUCUGUGAUAGUUUUCUCGAAAAACUACGCGAAUUCAAAAUGGUGUUUAGAUGAAGUUGUGAAGAUACUUGAGUGUAGGAAAAGUAAUAGGCAAGUUAUUUUGCCAGUUUUCUAUGAAGUUGAUCCUUUCCAUGUUCGACAUCAAAGAGGAAGUUACGCUGAGGCGUUUGCGAAACAUGAAGAACGUUACGCGAAUAAAAUGAACAUGGUGCAAAAAUGGAGAGAUGCUUUGGGUGAAGCAGCCAAUACUUCUGGAUGGGAUUCCUUGUCCAACAUCAACAGAACAGAAUCUGAACUUGUUGAAGAAAUCGCGAAGGAUGUUAUGCAAAAGCUAAACUAUGUUGAUGUUAGUGAUCUAAGCAAGCAAAUUACGAAAUUAGAGCAACUUGCAGAACUUCAGCUUCAAUAUUAUAAAACCAUAUCGAAUUACAGGAAUAAAGAAAGUUACGAGGCAACAGUUGAACGCAUAACUGAACUUAAAAUGAUAAGAAGUAUUCGAAUGCUUCGUUUGGAACCAGAGAUGAUUUCAUACAUGGAAGGUUCAGAAGCUUAUGAAAGGUUUUUUUAG
Molecule: messenger RNA, 783 nt
Organism: Vicia faba (fava bean)
Lineage: Eukaryota; Viridiplantae; Streptophyta; Magnoliopsida; Fabales; Fabaceae
Source: the annotation of a GenBank genome assembly